AUGGCCACACAUGGAGCCAAAUCAUUCACUGGCAAAAACAUAGGAAUGGUGAAACUUUUGAAAGACAAAUUAACAACUGAAAAUCCAGGCAGUGAUAUUUUAUCAUUCCACUGUAUUUUGCAUCAAGAAAGUUUGUGCAAAUCAGCAUUGGAUAUUAAGCACGUGAUUGAGCUUGUGAUAAGUGUUGUGAAUAUUAUUAAAUCAAAAGCGCUCAACCACCGGCAGUUGAAGUCUCUGCUGGAGGAUUUGGAGGCAGAAUAUGAAGACGUUCUUUACCACAACAAUGUUGGGUGGUUGAGUCUGGCCAAAGUGCUAAAGAGAGUCUGGGCAUUGAGGGAGGAAAUCAUUGUUUUCCUGGACAUGAAGGAAAUUUCUUGUGAAUUCAAAACCAAAAUGGGUGUGAAGAGUGGAGGAAAACAGAAAAUGCCUGGGAAUAUAGCAACCAAAGUUAAGAGCUAUUUGAAGAGCUUGGAGGAAGAAAUGGAAAGACGAUUUCAAGAUUUUAGUAACACUGAGCCAGAAUUUAAUAUUCUGGCUUAUCCAUUCACUGCUGAUCCGGGUGCAGCACCUGAUGAGCUGCAGUUGGAGCUGAUGGACUUGCAGUCAGAUCCCGCCAUGAAGGAAGCGUUCAAUUCUGCGAAACUAGUGGAUUUUUACAAAUCUUUGUCUGCUGACAACUUUCCUCACCUGAGGAAAUUUGCAAUGAAGAUGUUUUCACUGUUUGGGUCCACGUACAUAUGCGAGCAAAGCUUUUCGUGUAUGAAAAUUAACAAGAACAAAUACAGAGGCUUACUGACUGACACCAACUUGGAGGCAGUGCUGAGGAUAUCUACCAGCAACCUCAAUCCAGACUUUAAAUGGAUUGUGAAAAAUUGUGACAGGGUGCAUUUGUCCCAUUAA
Molecule: messenger RNA, 900 nt
Organism: Pomacea canaliculata
Lineage: Eukaryota; Metazoa; Mollusca; Gastropoda; Architaenioglossa; Ampullariidae
Product: general transcription factor II-I repeat domain-containing protein 2B-like
Exons: 2
Coding region: 1-900 (299 amino acids)
Molecular function (GO): protein dimerization activity
Source: RefSeq, a predicted model, not a curated record